This is a messenger RNA of Torulaspora delbrueckii, 1761 nucleotides long. It is a transcript of the gene RSC9, whose product is annotated as Rsc9p. Bases 1 to 1761 code for a protein of 586 amino acids. The transcript has a single exon. Gene Ontology annotation, molecular function: DNA binding. Lineage: Eukaryota; Fungi; Ascomycota; Saccharomycetes; Saccharomycetales; Saccharomycetaceae. The record is from RefSeq and is a predicted model, not a curated record. Gene Ontology annotation, biological process: regulation of DNA-templated transcription.
AUGUAUUCUGCGCAUUCUCCAACCCCGCAGGGUAGUCUCGGUACCCCGGUUACUGGUCCGGGUCUUGGGGACGAUUCGAGGGACGACGAUGCUACUAAUAGUAGUAUGUUUGCAAAUCUGAUGCCAAUUUCAAUUAAAGUCACUAGAAAUCAGUCCAGUGGAGUGACUACUGGGGCUACUACCAAAUCUUUGCAAUAUUCACUUGCUAAUUUGACAGUUUUCCAAAAUUUGCCCAGGGAAACUAGUCGUGGUGUUGACGAUUUGACUAGGAUGAAGAUGGCUAUCAUGAGUGGGAUACCUGAAGAAGUCAAAUGGGCUCUGAAAAAGUAUUUGGCUUAUAGUAACAAGGCCCCUUAUAUGAUCAGUUUAAAAGAUUUGCCAGAUUUGCUGCCGUUAUUCAAACGGUUUAUUCAGGAUCUACAACCACUCAUUGAAAAAUUCGAUACUCCACUCAUGGGUGAUCCAAAAUCCCUGGAUCUUUUGCAAACGGGACUCAACAGUAUAUUGAUUUUAAGAAAUCUGGCUCAGGAUACGGAAUCAGUACAAGUCUUGGUUUCCGAUAGUUUUAUCAGAGAUUUUGUUCUUGACGUUUUGCAAAAAUUUGAGCGUGUGGCAACGUUUGAUCCCAAUUGGCAAGUUUAUGAGUCCAAUGCUUCUUUCUUUAAUGAGCUAAUCCAUUAUGUGCUAGAUAUAAUGGAGGCUAUUUCAUCAUAUAUCGCUCCUGCGAAAAAGGAUAACCUAUAUUUCCAAACGCUACUAUCCCUUUUCAACUAUACGAAGGAUCGUUACAUGGUCAUAUCCAUUUUAAGGUCUCUCUCAAGGCUUCUGGUGAGAUCAAAGGCUGACGAAGAGAGUGCCGCCGAUAAUCUCGAUGAGCAAACUUUAUCGAAGAUUGUAUCUUUCCUGAUCAUCGAAAGCGAUUCCGAGUUGAUGUCCGCAGCCUUGGAUUUCCUUUACCAGUACAUUCUGCCUGGUCCGCAGAGAAUCGCUUUGUUACUAAAUGAUCCUCACAGGUUUUCUACUUUGACGGCUAUUCUACCGAAACUACUGACAUACAACAUAGAGAAACCAGAUUAUGCCAUCCUGGAAAGAACUCCCGUUCAAUUGGUAAAGAGGUUAAGACCGCCUGCUCCUACCGUGGCUCCCGACCUCGAUAAAGAACUAUUUGAAGAAAUCCUGGCAAUGAACGAACCGUUAAGAUCUACUACGUGGCUCAGAUGUUGUUUUGAGCCUGUCGUCGACUCAGAAUUCACGCAGAUUAAUCUAUGGCGUGCUUAUGAGUCGAAGUUUGCUCAACCUGUUCGUGAGUCCGGUCGAAAACUCCUGCCCGCGGUCGAGUUCAUCAAGAACGUUUCCAAUGCUUUCACCGACGCCUCUGCAAUGGUCAUAACAGAUUCGGCAACUGGUAAGAAACGAUUUGUCAUGAAGGGUAUUCAACCAAGGCCAAAACCAUUAAAUAUACCUGAAGGUGAAAUCGCAGCAAGACAUCCGCUCCCACCUUUGCAAUCGAAAUUUUUAGAUGAUGCUAAAAACAUUGCGCCAGCAAGACAGGAAAAACUACCAGAAGUACGAUUUCCAACAAAGCUUUCAGAAGUAUCCAAGGCUGCUACGACUUUCUUGUGCUUACUCUCCAAUGAACCAGAAGGUCCUGGAUCAGAUUUUUGUAAAGUUAUCAAACCUGUGGUUUUGCAUAAACUGGCAGAUGUUCCGCCUUUGAGUUGUGCACUUUCUGAGUACAUGGAUAACACGCCUGGUCUUUAG